AUUGUGGACUAAAAUAUAAUACUUGUCAAUUCUCUCUCACGCUUCAUUUAUUUGUUUCGUUUGAGAUUCAUUUCUCGUAAGCCUAAAGAUCAGAAAUUAGGAUAUUCUCUCUUUACAGCAGCCAUGGAAGCCAGAAACUUCCUUCGCUUCAUCUUCCUCUCUCUCAGCGUCGCCGUUUUAAUCCUCUUCACAUGGUUCAACUUCCCCUCCGCGCCACCCUCCGCGACAGAGAUUCUCGACUGCGCCGCUAGCUCCCCUUGGUGCACCUCUUCCAAGAACCGCAUAUUCCAGCCCAAGCCACAGCCAGUCCCCACGCGCCGCCGCAGCCGAAGCCACGAGCGUGACACCCCUCGUCACCCACUGGAUCCUCUCACUGUUGGAGAAAUCAACCGGGUCAAAGCCAUCCUCUCCUCCCACGCGCUCUUCCAGUCGCCUGGGCCUCACUCGCUCCACACCGUGGAGCUCGAGGAGCCCGAGAAGUCCCGGGUCCUGGAAUGGGAACGGGGCAACCCGCUUUUCCCGAGGAAGGCCUCGGUAGUCGCACGUGCGAGGGGAGUCUCGCACGUGCUGAUCGUUGACCUGACCACGUCUGAGGUUAUCGUGCAGCGGACCGGACCCCACUCUGGGUACCCGACAAUGACGGUGGAGGACAUGACGACGGCCACGGUGGCGCCGCUGGCCAGCGCCGAGUUCAACCGCACGAUCGCUGGCCGAGGAGUUGAUCUGACGGACCUCGCUUGUUUACCAAUCUCCACGGGUUGGUACGGUGCGGCUGAGGAAGGGAGGAGGUUAAUAAAGGUGCAGUGCUACUCCAUGAAGGAUACGGUGAACUUCUACAUGCGGCCAAUAGAAGGGUUGACCGUGAUCGUUGACUUGGACACCAAACAAGUGGUGGAGUUAUCGGAUAAGGGAGCGAACAUUCCAAUACCAAAGGCUGCCAACACGGAUUACCGGUUUUCAUCGGUGGAGCCCAAUCGGGUCAUGGAUAUUCUUAACCCGAUAUCCAUUGAGCAACCCAAGGGCCCAAGUUUCACCGUGGAGGAUGAUCACCUUGUGAAGUGGGCAAAUUGGGAAUUUCACCUAAAAGCCGAUGCUCGGGCGGGAGUGAUAAUCUCUCGGGCAAGGGUCCGAGACCCGGAUACCGGAAAGUUUAGAGAUGUGAUGUACAAAGGAUUGGUAUCCGAGUUGUUUGUGCCGUACAUGGACCCCACAGAUGCAUGGUAUUUCAAGACGUACAUGGAUGCGGGCGAAUACGGGUUUGGGUUGCAGGCCAUGCCUCUUGACCCGCUCAACGACUGUCCCCGGAACGCCUACUACAUGGACGGUGUUUUUGCAGCUGCCGACGGGACACCGUAUGUGCAAUCGAAUAUGAUUUGCGUGUUCGAGAGCUACGCCGGGGAUAUCGGGUGGCGACAUUCCGAGAGUCCCAUCACGGGCAUGCAGAUUAGAGAAGUGCGGCCGAAGGUGACACUAGUGGUGAGGAUGGCAGCAUCAGUCGCUAACUAUGACUAUAUUGUGGAUUGGGAGUUUCAAAUAGACGGACUAAUCAGAAUUAAGGUUGGGCUUAGUGGUAUUUUGAUGGUGAAAGGCACCCAAUAUGACAACACUAAUCAAGUGCCAAACCAAGAGAAUCUCUACGGCACGCUUUUGUCCGAAAACGUAAUUGGAGUCAUACAUGAUCACUACAUCACAUUUUAUCUUGAUAUGGACGUGGACGGCUCAGAUAACUCCUUUGCCAAAGUGCAUCUUCAAAGGGAAAAGACCUCACCAGGAGAGUCAAGAAGGAGGAGCUACUUGAAAGCCACUAGAAACGUGGCAAAAACAGAAAAGGAAGCACAAAUCAAGCUAAAGCUCUACGAUCCCUCCGAGUUCCACGUGUUCAACCCGACGAAGAAAACACGGGUCGGUAACCCGGUCGGGUACAAGGUGGUUCCGGGUGGCACGGCUGCUAGCUUGCUUGACCUUGAUGACCCUCCUCAAAGGAGAGGUGGCUUCACAAAUAACCAAAUAUGGGUGACCCCUUACAAUAGAAGUGAGCAGUGGGCUGGUGGGUUGUUUGUCUACCAAAGCCACGGUGAAGACACUCUUGCUGUUUGGUCUGAAAGGGAUCGGCCAAUUGAGAAUAAGGACAUAGUGCUUUGGUACACUUUGGGAUUUCAUCACGUGCCAUGUCAAGAGGACUUCCCUAUAAUGCCCACAGUGUCAUCGAGCUUUGAUCUAAAGCCCGUUAACUUCUUUGAGAGCAAUCCAAUUCUUAGAAUCCCUCCCAAUGUUGAGAAGGACUUGCCUGUUUGCAAAUCCUCUUCUUCAGCUUAAUUAGAGCUUAUAAUUUAAUCUUGGUCUGUCUUCAAUCUUCAUGAUAUCAAGUAGUAUUUAAUUAUAAGACAAGACUUUGUUGUAUCUGCUAAUUUGUACAAGUAUAUCUUCAAGAAACUUAAUUAAUUCCAAGCAUCCUAUGGAAUCUUCACCCUAUCUGUGCAGGAAAAUUGAUGUACGUAAUUACCACACUUGUAAUGUUUGCUGACGUAACAAGAGAUUUGAU
Messenger RNA from Morus notabilis, 2542 nucleotides. RefSeq names its product primary amine oxidase. Gene Ontology annotation, biological process: amine metabolic process. The transcript is spliced from 4 exons. The record is from RefSeq and is a predicted model, not a curated record. Gene Ontology annotation, molecular function: copper ion binding; quinone binding; primary methylamine oxidase activity. Bases 124 to 2316 code for a protein of 730 amino acids. Lineage: Eukaryota; Viridiplantae; Streptophyta; Magnoliopsida; Rosales; Moraceae.